Molecule: messenger RNA, 5715 nt
Organism: Leishmania braziliensis MHOM/BR/75/M2904
Lineage: Eukaryota; Euglenozoa; Kinetoplastea; Trypanosomatida; Trypanosomatidae
Exons: 1
Coding region: 1-5715 (1904 amino acids)
Source: RefSeq, a predicted model, not a curated record
AUGGAGCUCCCUUCAUCUUCCUUACGGGACUCGCCGAUGCAGGCGGCGGCUGUGCCUCAUCAGCCCAAUACCACCUCCCGCCUCCUUCCAGUGCAGCACUCCUGCACAUCGGAAGGCUCUCUACUUCGGAAGGCCAGUAUAGCAACGCUCGCAGGUGCAACCACUCUUGGGGUAAACACUGCCGCUCCGAUGGCAACCACCAUCACCAGCAGCGUCGUAGGCACCAUUGUGCCGCCUCUCCAGGAAGACAGUCUUGCUCUCUCCUCCAUUCUGUCCGGUGAGCCGUCGCCUCCCUCAGAGUGGUCGAACAAGACGCAGAAGUACGCGCCGCCGCUCUCCUCCUCAGCGGAUCCGUCGUGUCGCCGUUUCUCUGUGGACAGCGGACCACAGGAGGAUGGGGCCUUUCCACUGGCGUACAAAAGGGCACGCUCGGUCGUAACGACCCACUCCCCCACUUCGGGCUUGAUCACGUCACAGCCUACGGACUGUGGCUCCCCCUACAUCCCUUCGCACGCGAGCAGCACGACGCCGCCUGAGUACCUCACUUCCUCAUCCCCACUGCGAGGAAUGUCUCGCCACGCUGAGGUGUUCGUCAGCUUAGAAGACGCGUUUUUCGCGGCUGUGGAGCCGGAGGCAACGCAAUCGAGAACUGCCGCAGCGCUCUGCACGUUGCAGAGGUUUACCGGCACGAAUGGCCAAUGCUCACCUCAGGCAAUGCCUCCCCCCACUAGCAUUGUUGUCCCUGCGGUUGCUACGCCUGUUGUCAUCAAGGAUCAAACAAGCUGCAAUAACGCAUCGGUCUGUCUGAGAGAUUCGGUACAGCACCUCACAGAGAGAGGCGACCCCUCCGCUCACCACCCACACUUGUCACCGCUCUCCAGUUCCAGCUCAGCGAGCAGAAUACUUGGCCUGGACAACAACGAUGACGGUGCCAGCGACGACGAUCGGCUUGGCACUCCGACCCCCCGCCGCUUCGUGCAACGCUUACUCUUUGCCGAGCCCUCACCGGUUGCGCACACCACCGGUACCCCACCGUUUAGGACAGCAGAUGUCGCCGCGUUGAAUAACUUUGAUCUCGAGUACUCGCUGUUUCAGCCCGCAGCACAUUCCCCGCGACGGUUUAGCUCACGUGCUAACACCUCUCUUUUGUCCUUGUCGCAGACAGAUCUCAUGACAGGCGUCUUCGCUGAGACAGAUACUCAGUACCAGCUGAACUGGCAGCAACAACAACCGCAGCUACUGUCACUCUAUACGCCGACCAACACUAUUUCGACGCCACCACGAACAGCCGUAGCGGACCAUAGCUCUCUCGGCACCGUUCUCCAUCCACAGCUGCGGAAGGCAAAAGUGGCCAUCGACGAAGCGCAAACAGCAGCAGCGACAGAGUCCCGCAAUGGCACCACGCCGUUUCGCUCUUUCGUGGGCUGCACCUCCGCCUCCACAAAGGGGCCAACGGCCGAAAUGGAGACGCAGGUGUUUCCGAGGACGCCUUUGAUCGCCACGCCUGUGCAACUGUCAGCCCCACGGACGUCGUUGUGCGCAGAGACAUGGACCGCCCAUGCGGUCAAGGCCCCGCGACAAGGCCUGAGUGAUUCUGAAGGGAUUCCGUGGUGCGGCCCCAAUUACCCAGGUCGGUGCACAGCCUUAUCACCGCAGAAGGUCGACACAGCAGUUGACAAGGCACUGCAGCCCCUUUACAGUAACUCAGGCAGUGUCACAGACCACCCCUGCCACGACCUUUACAGCAGCUCACACACACCUCGUGACCAACCAGCGGUGAGUCACGCUAGUUGCAGCCCCUCUGAGUCCUCCUCUUUCGCCAGGUCCUACGCUGCCCUCUUUUCUAGUGGACGGUCUAUCCCUCUCAGCGAGCGAGACGAGGCGACCACGAUGCUUUCCAUGUCCGCCGUGCCACCCGAUGAGCUGGACUACUGCAGCACACCCACGUCGCCGCAUACUCCGUUGGCAAACCACACACCUGGUCCAGUGGGGGUCCAUGACAGCAUCAUGGCACAGCGCAGCUCAGGUCACUCGUACUCGCGCUACUGCUCACAGCUGCUCUCCCGGUCUAUCACCCCACAGAAGUCAGCCCGCCGCACCUUCUCUCGUCAGACGACCCCGUCACAGUCUUUCCGCUCCAAGGUACAGAGCCACAGCUUCGAGUCACAGCAACAGCAUUCGUACAUGAUCCAACACGCCAGUGAUGUGAUUAAAGGCGACAGACAGCUGGGCACAUACCAGUUUCUCAUCAAUGGUGAGCCUCCUAGCGUGACAGAGCGCGACUACCUUGCGCCCAGCCGUAACCCCUUUAGCCUCUACCGAACACUCGAUCUAUACGUCACCAACCCCUCGCUGCUCACGUCGAGCGCAGCACCCGACAGCGGCGCCGCUGACUUUCUAUCGGAGAACGAUCUGUCCGAAAGCCAGGCAAUGUUUGCAGCUGCUCUGGAGAGAACUGUUGUUCGCCCCGACGCAGCUGUCGUCUUGUAUGGGCAGCUGGUGCCUUCUCCCUCAACCCCCCCAGGUGUCUCGCAUCGCGCGCUGGCCGAGAAAUUUGCUGCCUAUCGUCCGCUUGCCGCUCUUCUUCCUCAAGACUUGAACAUGGAGCACUGCCUCUCUCCAACAAGUCCCUCUCUGUGCGCGAGAGUCCACGGCAGCAAUAACGGGCGAACGAGGAGCGCGCCGCUUGAACAGAGCACACCCACCACACCGGCGGCGGCGCAGGGUCUCGCUGUGGAAUCGCCCACAAGAGUAGCCGGUAUUCAUCCGCAGCUAAACGCGGCUCUGAUUUCGUCAUUGUUGCCCACUGAGACGCACGUUGGUGCCCCAGGAAGCCUCCAGCUGUCAGCCAUGAAGCCGCUCACUGCACAGAGUCCCUGCUGCCACUGGACCCAGCCAAAGACGCUGUCGGUGAUCACUUCAACAGAGGCCUCCUGCUGCAUACCGCCAUGCGGCCCUCCGGUAACCGAUGCCCUUUCGGACUCUUCCGAUGAACUACAUGAUGCCCCAGCGAUCACAUCGUCGCGGCGGCAGCCACAGCGGGGCGAGUGUGGGAUGAGGGACAACGACUCUCCACUCCCACAAUGUCCUACGCAAAGCCCAAACACAAUGGCGCUGUGCGUCGAGUUCAGCACGCUUUGCGCUAGCCAGCAGCUGCAUUUUGAAGACAACGGGGGCGACAAGGAUACGGCACGGAGUGGCUGCGAUGAGGCACACGCCCCCUUUAGCCACCAGUCUGUCGCACAGGCGGGGUCUCUGAAACUGGUGCAUACUCGAAGUCCGCUCGAUGUAGCCGCGGAGGGCAGCGACGGUGCUGGGAGCAGUCACGGCUCGCCUAACUACCUCUGUAACACUGUAUCGAACCUCAGCUUCACCUGGAGUGGGCAGCAGAGUCCUUUAAAGAUGACCGCAGCGCUCCGCCCACCGAGUGCACCCCCUGCGUCGCCAACGCGGGUGGGUGGGGCGGCACUCGUGACACACGGCAGCGUGGAGAGGGGGCCUGCUUUGCUUCUUCCAUCUCUCAACUUCGCCCGUUUGGCAAACCACACACGACGGCCGCAGUUUCUCACCCCGACGCUGCAGCAGCGCCCGUCGCCCGGCCGAGGGGCAGCGGGGAUGUGCAUCUCCACUGAGUCUUCGUGGAUACAUGGAGCCCAGACCCCAGUGGCGGCUAGUACGAGUCUAGGUGCCCCCUCCUCCGACCAUGCAGACGUUUCCACUGCCGCGCAGAUUGGCUGCCACCUGAUGGAGUCCUUCUCCGACCCAUUCGAGAGAAUCGACACGAGUGAGGAAGAGCUGCCAGGCGAUCGCUUCCAGGCCCACCACGUCUUUCAGUUCCUGCACAGCAUCACUCCGACUUGUGAAGGGGGUGACAUCCGACCAGGGAGGCGAGAAAGAGACUGCCGGGCAAUUCCCUUGUGCGUGGAGAUGAACGGCGUCACGUGGCUCGCUGUGCAUCGGCUCGAUGGUUUACCGUACGCAGUGAAGGAAGUACCUGCCGCAGCCUUCAAUCUUGCCGAACUGCAGUGCCUCACCCUUUCCAUGACCCCUCCGUCGGGCAGGUCAUCAACGAGCAGUGCGGCCGGUCGCGAGCGGCUACCAGAUCAGCACACGGCAGCUCUCACCGCAGAUGACAGGCUGGAGGCGGAAGACUGCAUUGCCCGCUACUACAGUGUCAGCACGCCGCCGCAGAGCAGCAUCAAUCCAGAGGUGCGUCUGUUGCAACUCGAGUACUUUCCCCGUGGGUCGCUGUCGGAGCUUGCCCGACAUUUCAGGGGGGAGCAUGGGGCCGUCUCCUCGCAUGCGCUCUCUCCACUCGUAGCUGAUGGAGAGGCGCUGAGCAGCCGGUUCUGGCUUGCAGCCGUGACGCAGGGCUUGCGAGGGUUGCGGGUGCUUCAUCACGCUGGCCUCAUCCAUGGGUCCCCGCUGCCGCUGUCGCUCUUCCUGUGCGGCAGCGCCCCUUCAUCUUUGCGCUUCAAGUGGAGCUGCUUUGGUAGUGCGCGAGCGGAUGCCGACAUCUAUCCGACAGAAUCGCUACCGGCAUGGGUGAGUGAGGCGGUGGCGCGGUUGUGCCAGAUGGCCGCCGCUGACGGCACCACAGUCUCGCCAGACGCGAUUGAGGUGGCGGUUUUCAGCUUGGGUAUACUCGAGGUGUUGGUAGAUUAUGUCGCCCGGCAGCUUGUGGAUGUACUGCCGCCGCGUGAUUCACAGAGCCUCCGUGAGCUGGAGUGGAUCGAGGCGGUUGUCACACAUCAGAAGCUCGAGCUCUACGCAAGAGAGGAAGAGAGUGGUGAGGACACGUUUGCGUUGGUGCGUCUGAUGCGCUUCUUGUGGGACGUCUCGAACACCUGCAGCACCGCGAAUCAGGCGUUGGCACAGCUUAGCGCCCGUGUCAACCCCGCCGCCAGGGUUGUGGAGCAGGUGUAUGAGUGCGAGCUGGCUCGCUUGACUCGCCAGCUAGAGAAGCGGCGGCAUCACCUUCAUCGUCGCCAGCAGCAGGAGCAGCUGCAAUCGCUUCACAGUGCGAGCAUGGAGUCCUCCUCGCUGACGGACGCAACCCUUCUACGCUCUCCUGAAGUGAAGAUGGCAGUUACUGGCACCUCUUCGAGGCGUCGCAUAGGGUUUAGCGACCUAUCAUCGCCUCCGCUGCACCUGGCACCCGAUCCUGCUCUCAGGCCCGUCAGCGCCUCAUCUUUUGGAGUCGCUGCGCCAUCCUUGAAGAGUCGCAGCGCAACCCCGAAGAUUUUCUGUUCGCCGCGACUUCCGCCGCAUCACACACUGCUGAAGCAUCCUUUCACCGUGUCAAGCAAGCUGUUCCUUCCCUCUAGCACUACCGCCGUACCGGCUACUGCUGCUGUCUCGUUUCCUCUAGAGUCUCUGAGAGUUGAGCGGACGGUAUCAGAGUUGUCGGGGUGGGGAUGCACCAGCAGUACUGUGGGACACCGAAGAAGGUGCGAGAUUCACCCUGUCAUACUCAAGGCGGCAAACCACAUGCUCGAGAAUUCGGUGAACGGCAGCGGAGAUGGUACAAGAGACCCGAUGACGGAGCUCUUGAGGCCCGCGGUGGAAUCGAUGUGCCAGCGAGGAUGGACGACCCUGUACGCGGGUGUACCCCUCAGCGUCGCAGGAGGCAUUGACGCUGAUGCAAGCGCAGGCGCGAGGGAGGCUACUGAAUCACUCAUGAAGUCUCUACGACCGCUGACUUCAUUCGAGUAG